Durotheca rogersii is the source of this 1878-nucleotide messenger RNA. RefSeq names its product PLP-dependent transferase. The transcript is spliced from 2 exons. The record is from RefSeq and is a predicted model, not a curated record. Gene Ontology annotation, molecular function: pyridoxal phosphate binding; carbon-carbon lyase activity. Lineage: Eukaryota; Fungi; Ascomycota; Sordariomycetes; Xylariales; Xylariaceae. Gene Ontology annotation, biological process: carboxylic acid metabolic process. The coding region runs from base 110 to 1690 and encodes 526 amino acids.
CUCCGCCCCUCCCCGCUGACGUCCGGGAAUUCAUUACCAUCCACCACCUCCCCCUACAGUCUGUACCAGGACUAACCCACCAAAUCCUCCCCUGACACACACGCACGUGAUGGACACCGAAGCCUUCCUAACCGCCUCCUACGCGCGCAUCCGGGCGCGCGCCGCCGUCACCCCGGGGACAUCGGUGCCGACGCUGCCGACAGCAGCGCAGCUAACGCAGGCGCGGGCGUCGCUGCCGGGGCGGGGCGAGGAGGCGACGGCGCUGGCACAGGGGCGCGGCCCUGCCGCCACAGUCGGCCAUCUCGUCGACGACAUCGCGCCGGCGCUCGCGGGCCAUAACCGCAGCGGGCGCUACUUCGGGUUCGUGACGGGGUCGUGUCUGCCGAUCGCCGAGGCCGCCGACAAUCUUGUCUCCGCGCUCGACCAGAACGUCCAAGUGCACCUGCCGGGCCAGUCCGCGGCCACCGACGUCGAGGACGCAGCUCUACGCUUGCUCAUCCGCCUCCUGCGCCUCGACGAGGACCCGGCUAUCACCUGGGAGGGCCGCACGUUCACGACCGGCGCCACGGCCAGCAACAUCCUCGGGCUCGCGUGCGGCCGCGAGGCCGUGGUCGCCGCGCGGCUGCCGGCGGGCUCCCCCUCUGUGGGCGAGCUAGGGCUGCUAGGGGCGUGCGCGGCGGCGGGGGUGCGGUCGAUCGAGGUGCUGACGAGCCUGGGGCACAGCUCUCUGGCGAAGGCGGCGGCGGUGGUGGGGGUGGGGCGGGCGAGCGUGCGGGAGCUGCCGCGCAGCGCGGCGGAGCCGUGGGGGCUGGACCUGGAGGGGGUGGAGGCGGCGCUGGCGGCGGGGGCGGCGGCGGGGGUCGCGGCCGUGAUCGCGGUCAGCGCCGGCGAGGUCAACACCGGCCGCUUCGCCACACGCGGCGGCGCCGACAUGCGCCGCCUGCGCGCCCUCGCCGACCGCUACCGCGCCUGGGUCCACGUUGACGGCGCCUUCGGCAUCUUCGCCCGCGCCCUCCCCGACACCCCCGAGUUCGCCGCCCUGCGCGCCGCCGCCGGCGGCCUCGAGCUCGCCGACAGCAUCACCGUCGACGGCCACAAGCUGCUCAACGUCCCCUACGACACCGGUAUCUUCUUCACGCGCAAGUCCGCGACGCUGCACGCGGUAUUCCAGAACCCGAACGCGGCGUACCUGGCCGCUCCCUCAGACACCGCGGCGAUCCCGAGCCCGCUCAACAUCGGGAUCGAGAACUCGCGGCGCUUCCGGGCGCUACCAGCGUACGCGGUGCUGGUGAGCGAGGGGGCGGCGGGGGUGGGCGCGAUGCUGGCGCGGGGCGUGCGCGCGGCGCGGGGGAUCGCGGCGGCUGUGCUGCGCGACCUCGCGGCCGACUACGAGCUGCUGCCGGCUGCUGCCGACGACGGCGAUGACGACGCCCGCGUCGCCGCCACCCAUGUCGUCGUGCUCCUGCGCGCGCGCGACCCCGGCCUCAACGCCGACCUCGCCGCCCGCGUCCAGGCCGGAGCAGAGUGGUACGCCAGCGCCACGCGCUGGGCCGGCGCGCCCGCCUGCCGCGUCGCCGUCGCUAGCUGGCGCGUCGACCCCGUCGCCGACGUCGCGCUCGUCCGCGACGGGCUCGCGCGCAUCGCCCGCGAGUGGAGGGCUGAGAAGGACGCUGCGGCGGCGGGGAAUUGAGGGGACGAGAGGGGCGGGCGGGGUAGGUAAAACGCGGAUAAGGACGAUGGAGAAGAAGCAAUGAGUAGGAAACACGGGGUGGAUGUAGUUAGGCAGCGGCCAUAGCGCCGUUGCAGGUCUCUCCUCACGAGGGAGACGGGGCUACGGCUCUUGAUAGGUAUAUCUUGUCUUCGUGGUUCAUUACGGAA